Messenger RNA from Helicoverpa armigera (cotton bollworm), 6896 nucleotides. It is a transcript of the gene DCTN1-p150, whose product is annotated as dynactin subunit 1. Gene Ontology annotation, molecular function: microtubule plus-end binding. Lineage: Eukaryota; Metazoa; Arthropoda; Insecta; Lepidoptera; Noctuidae. Gene Ontology annotation, cellular component: axon; cytoplasm; kinetochore. Gene Ontology annotation, biological process: cytoplasmic microtubule organization; establishment of mitotic spindle orientation; nuclear migration. The coding region runs from base 215 to 4507 and encodes 1430 amino acids. The transcript is spliced from 32 exons. The record is from RefSeq and is a predicted model, not a curated record.
UCCAAUUUGAUCUGUCAAACUGACGUUUUGACAACACAAAUUUUGGAAAUUCUGCAUUGUAUCUGCAGUAUUUAAUUUGGGUUGAUUUCUAAUAAAAUCAAAGCAAAUAUAACAACAAACAUUCAUUGGAAAUAUGCUGUAAAUUAUAAAACAGUUCAUCAAUUGACAACUACAGUUCUUUAUUCAAAUAAGUGUAUGGUAAUAAGAAGCUAAUAUGUCGGAUAAGAUGUUGACGCUGGGCCAGCGCGUGAUGGUGGUCGGGAAAGACGUAAAAGGCUCUGUUGCGUAUGUCGGCUACCCUACCUUUGCAACUGGGAAAUGGAUUGGCGUUAUUCUUGAUGAGCCGAAGGGAAAAAACAAUGGUACUGUUCGUGGACACGCUUAUUUUACGUGUGAAGAGAACUACGGUGUCUUUGUACGUCAAACUCAAAUACAGUUGUUGGACCCGGAAGACAAUCCGAUGGAAACUUCUCUGACGACUCCGUCCGAGGAGCCGAAGUCUGCUGCGUCUAAUAGACGUUUGAGCAGGGUGCGUCGGAAGGCGUCGCCCGCGCAGACUAAAGCGGGCACUCUGUCCAUGUCGAGCUCGCGCACCUCACUGGCCAGUAGCCGGCAGUCGCUGACGUCGUAUGCCUCGCCGACUGCCGAGAGGGCGGCCUCGCCGGACCAGGGGAAGAGGGCGUCUUUUGUUGAGACGGGCUUCGUGGAGACCCUGACUCCUCAGUACACUCCUGGGCAGAGCAUCACGUCGCCGCAGCCCGCCUCCUCCAGCAUGGAGGAUAAGAUAGCCAACAUGCAGGCGCAGCAAGAGAUAACAUCCCUAAAAUCGGAAGUAGAAGAUUUGAAAGAGAAGCUCGAAACGCUCAAGGUCCGCCGCGCAGAAGACAGAGAGAAGAUACGUGAAUUGGAACGCGUGAGGCUGCAACUGGACCAGGCCAACGAGUUCAAGGCCAAGAUCAUGGAGUCUCAAGCUCAGCUGCAGAGAGAUCUGCAGAGAGCUAAGCAGGAGGUACGCGAAGCCCAAGAGGCUCUCGAAACUCACAACGACGAGACAGCCGAGCUCCAAGAGGCAGCUGAAAUGGCAGCCCUCGACAAGGAGAUGGCGGAGGAGAGGGCCGAAGCCCUGCAGAUGGAGCUGGAGCAGUGCCGGGAGAAGCUCGAGGAGGCUACCCUGGAUCUGCAGCUUAUGAAGGCCGAGAUGGAAGCUGGAGGGAAUAUACAGCACCCGUACGCCGAGAGCGGCGCCACCGGCUACGAGAUGCGCCAGCUGCAGCAGCAGAACGUGCGCCUCCGAGACACGCUCGUGCGGCUCCGGGACCUGUCGGCGCAUGAUAAGCAUGAGAUGCAGAAGAUGCAUAAGGAUCUAGAACAAUACAAGUCAGAGAUAGCGGAACUAAGCCGUACUAAAGAGAAGCUAUCUCUUCGAGUUGAUGAGUUGGAAGCUCAGGUGGCUGAUCUUCGGGAGCAGGUGGAUGCAGCGUUAGGGGCUGAGGAGAUGGUCGAACAACUGGCUGAGAAGAAAAUGGCUUUGGAAGACCAGGUUGAACAGCUAAAACAAGACGUAUCAGAAUUAGAAGCAUUACAAGAAGUGCACGAACAGCUGGUGGAGUCCAACCGGGAGCUGGAGAUGGAUCUGCGCGAGGAGUUGGAGAUGGCCCACGCUAACACUAGAGAGGCUAUUCGAGAGCGGGAAGCUGCGCUAGAGACGAUCAUGGACCGCGACUCCACGAUACUGAAGUUCAGGGAGCUCGUGCAGAAGAUGACGGAGCAGUACAACGAGACGCGGGCGCAGCUCGAGUCUAAGCAAGGAUCACCAGCACCAUCAGAACAAGAAUCAACACCAGAGCCAGUGGCCCGCACCUCCCCACCCGUCGACCUUGGCUCCUUGGUCCACCUGUCCCGAGCUUCCACCAGGUCUAUCGACCUUCAGCUGAGAGCUCUAGAGCUGACGCAGGCUCGGGCCAGGGCUGACAUGCUGUGUGCCUGCCUGCCGGACCACUUCAUGCAGACUGCUGGUGAUCACGACGCGAUCCUGCUAAUAUUGUUGCUUCAGAGACUGAACACUAAGGCGGAGAUUAUACUGGGACAGAUUAGAGAGAGGUUCCCGCCAGUGAACGUAUGGGACAGAGAAGUGGUGACAAACACACACACAGCCGUGCAGUACAGCUUCCGAUGUCAGUUGGAGUAUCAGCUGCAUAUGAUACAGUGCAUAGUUACCAUGUGGAGCCUCGCCCUAUCCUGCUGUACUCCGGAACUGCUCCUCCGAGCAGCCAGCGCUCUACCUGAUGCUCUACAGCAAGAGAGGGCUUUGGACGGCCUGGUGCAACUGCUCAAGACUAAUGAGCUCGAUGAGAACUGCUCGCUGGACGGUAUCGAGCGUUGCUGGACCUAUCUAUCCGCGAUGUGGUCAGCCCUGAACCUCUCCUCACUGGAAGGUGCAGACGUGGCCCGGGAGCCACUACUUCACGUGUGCAGUGCGCUAGACGCACUCGCUAGAGCUCUGCACGCUGAUGCGUCCGCGCUCACGCAUAUAUUGCAGCAAUCGGACCGUCAACAAGAGCUGGGCUUGCUCCACGAGUCUGUCUGCACGACCAGCGCUCAGUUACAACAGCAGCUCAAGUGUGUACGCCGGCGUCUACCUCCCGGCGUCAGGCUACAUGCUGUACCUUUGGAUCCUCAGCUGGUAGAACGUCUCCGCGGCGAAUGUGCUUCAUCACUAUGGCGCUGCGCCCGCGCCGCGUGGCUGUGUGCCCGCGCCGCCUGCGCCUGCGCCGCCACCGCCGGCGAGCGAGCCGACGGAGCACCUCUCCCCCACGCGUCUCUGCUCACUCUGUGGGCGGCUGCCGUAGACAAGGUGUACCAGCAGGACGACCACGGCCCAGUCCGCACUAUCAAGCACUCUCUAACAGCCGUGUGCGGCGACGUCGGCAAGCUGGCCAGCUUCGCGCAGGACAAGGAGUACGACAUGAUGUCGCUCACUAAUGUGCAGGCUGAGAAGCCGGUCCCGCCCGUGGUGCUUCGCGCUCAACUGGUGAAGAAACAGCUGGAGGAGACCAAGAGUCUCACCAUCAAGUUGGAGAACAAGGAGGCUGAUAUCAGGGAGUUGAGGAAGGCGCUUAAGGCGAAACAAGAGGAACUAUCAGAGAUGACGAUCCGUCGCGAGUUAGGGGAACGCAAACUCAGCACCGCGGCCAGUGCUGCUGAACUCAGGGCCGAACAGCUGCAGAGGAGAUUGGAGGACGCUCACAACCAGCUCAAGAGAAAAGAGAAAGAAUUCGAAGAAACGAUGGAUCACCUACAACAGGACAUCGACUCUCUGGAGACGGAACGCGGGGCUUUGCGCGAGAAACUCAAGUUGUAUGCUAAGAGAGGAGGUGGACAUCAUGACUUGGCGUUUUUAACUCUGUCGCCGCCGCCCGCCCGCGAGUACACGGUGGCGACGCCCGUGGCCGCGCCUAAAGAAGCGAUGCAGGAGACGCCAGUCAAGGUGACGCCGGGCGUCGCCGCGGGUGAAGUCAACGAGGCUCUGCAGCAUCAGAUCAAGUUGCUUAGCUGGACGGUGGAGCGUGAACGCGCAGCCCGCGUGUCCGCGUGCCGCAAGGCGGAGCGCUGCGCUCUGCGGGCGCUGCGCCCCCUGGAGCACCCCGCGUCCGCCGCCGCCGUCGCGCGCAGGCAGGCCGCGGCACAGCUCGAGAGACAGCUCGCUAGCCUGCACACGGAAUGGACACUAUUCGUGGCGCGGUCCGGCCUAGUGAAGUUCCCCAGUGAGCCGGGACAGUACGGCCACGCGUUACAGCUGCACAAACAGAAGCAGAGGCAAGUCAGGAGGCAGCUCGAGGUGAGAUAUCAUCCGCCUAGCCGGUUCCUAAGUCUAGUGAAGUUCCCCAGUGAGCCGGGACAGUACGGCCACGCGUUACAGCUGCACAAACAGAAGCAGAGGCAAGUCAGGAGGCAGCUCGAGGUGAGAUAUCAUCCGCCUAGCCGGUUCCUAAGUCUAGUGAAGUUCCCCAGUGAGCCGGGACAGUACGGCCACGCGUUACAGCUGCACAAACAGAAGCAGAGGCAAGUCAGGAGGCAGCUCGAGGUGAGAUAUCAUCCGCCUAGCCGGUUCCUAAGUCUAGUGAAGUUCCCCAGUGAGCCGGGACAGUACGGCCACGCGUUACAGCUGCACAAACAGAAGCAGAGGCAAGUCAGGAGGCAGCUCGAGAUGAAGUUAGCAGCAUUACAAGCGGAGGUACGCCAGCAGUUGUUGGUACAUCGUCCGUGGCGCUGCGUGGAGGCCGACUUCGCGGAGUUCCCUGCUCCUGAACUCGCUGCCGUAUUAUCAUCUAAAGCAGUGGAUGUGGGUACUAUCAAGUACCCGGCGCCCGCCUCCGGACAGACCGAGGACACGAUCUUUGUCACUCCUGCGCAACUCGCCAAGUUACGAGAACUAGUAGCAGAGCUACAAUCCGACGAUGUCAAACUGGAAUUAACUCCUUUAGACAAUACAGUAUGUGCUGCCUAAAUGUACUGAAGACAGAGCGAGACGGAUAUAUACAGAUUAUGAACGAGAGAACGAGAUAGCAUUGUAUAUGUAGUCCAAAAUUCGGAUUUUUGUAAUUGUUAUUAAAAUUUGAGUAGCAAGUUUAUUGAAAAUGCAAAUGUUUAUGACUUCUUAAUUAACUUAAGAAUAAAACUCUUGAACUUCGGCGACUUACCACGCCAUAUGGUACGAAAGCGUAUACGAAAGCGUAUAGUUUUCAAAAUAUACGAGAUUACAUAGUAAAAAUCUUUUCACCAUUUUUACAAUCCCAAUUAAUAUAGGUACCUGUGUGUUAAAGUCAAAGUCAAAUCAUGUAUUUCAUUUAGGCCUUUACAAGCACUUAUGAACGUCAAAAAUAUAACUAAGUUUGAUUCUAGUUGCCCAUUCCAAAAGUAGCUUCCUAUGGAGAAGAACGGGCAAGAAACUCCAUGGUUAUUGUUAUAUAGACUAAUAUUACAUAACAGAAAAAAAAUAUAUUUGUUUGUAUCCUAAACCACUUAACCGGUUCCAACAAUUGAUCCACUGUUGGAAAACUACUAUCCCCGUAUUUUAUCCGGGUACGGGAUGUGGUACCGCGGGAUAUAGCUAGUUCGAUAAAAAAUUACAUACGAUCCUAAUUUUCAUUAUUUAAUGUAGUGGAUUAUUUUAUUAAUAACUUAGUAAAUAUUUAAAACGAAUUGUAAAAAAAAACUUGAUAUUAUAUUCCAGGGUUUAUUAAAUGCAAUUAGAUUUUUUUUUAUUUAACUUUUUUAUAUUUUAUUUAACUAAGAUUUAUAUCACGUAAAACUUGUUUUAUUUAGGAACAAAAGUAUAUAACACUCGUUCGUACUAAUAUUAUAAAUCAGAAAAUGUCUUUGUGUAUCUAUUACACUAAUAUGGUAAAAUUACUUCACCAAUAUCAAUAAAAUAGGGUAUAACGAUAGUUUCAACCUUUUUAAAAAUGUGCAAUUUAUUUAGUUCUCCAAGAAAAAUAUAUGUACAACAGACACUUAAAAUUUACUUAAAACUAAAAUGUAAAAAUUUCAAGUUACAAAGAACUUAUCCUUAUGUCUUCAAUAGUUUCUUAGACCGAGUAAAACCACAGGAAAAAGCUAGAAUCGCAAUAAAUAUUGUCAUCGAAUAUCAGAAUAGGGCUUUAGUAACAAAAAUACUACUACCUACUCAAAUAAAGUAUAGAUUUACUGCCAUUCCCAAUAUUCUAUCUUUGUGUUGAAUCGCUUACUUAGAGAUAGAAUUUUGACGUUCCAUAUAAGUUAUGUCCUAUCUCAUCAUCCUCCGAGCCUUUUUCCCAACUAUGUUAGGGUCGGCUUCCAGUCUAACCAGAUGUAGCUGAGUACCAGUGCUUUACAAGGAGCGACUGCCCUAUCUGACCUCCUCAACCCAGUUACCCAGACAACCAAAUACCCAUGGUUAGACUGGUGUCAGACUUACUGGCUUCUGACUACCCGUAACGAUUGCCAAGGAUGUUCAAUGACAGCUGGGACCUACAGUUUAACGUGCCAUCUGAAACACAGUCAUUGGUUUCCAAUAUAUACUUACAAAGUACAUACAAACUUAGAAAAGUUGCGUUGGUACUUGCCUGACCUGGAAUCGAACGCCUUCAUACUUGAGAGGUUGGUUCUUUGCCUACUAGGCCACCACGACGGGCAUCGACGGGCGUGAAUCGCUUACUGAAGAUAGAAUUCUGUCAUUAGCCCCAUACAAGUUGUAUCAAAAUUCCUAUCUCUAUUAAGCGAAACAAAAGAUAGAAUAUUGGGGCCGGCCUUUAGAAGUAUCUCGACUAAUCCCGAAAGUGAUUACACUUGAAGAUGCAACAAAAAUAGUAAUAAUUGCGUUCGAAUUAUAAUAAUUAUGUUGAAAAUAAUAAUUAUUAUAAUAUAUUGUUAGCUUGUUGUGUUAAUGGCAGCUGAGUUCCGUCGCACAUUUUAAUUUUACUGUCUAUUUUAUGUCAUAGAGAACGAAAUGACUAGCGGAGAUGUCAUAACGCAAAUCUCCUAAGAAAGUAGCGCGACAACAUGCGGGUGCGAGGGGGACGAGGAACGUUACUAGCUCCGCCCUUACACGCCCAUUAUUUUCAAAAUAAAAUCACUAAUCAAUCGAGAACAAUCUUUGACAGAUUGGUUUUGAUUUUACAAGGAACCCGAACGUCUCGUUAGUUCUAGUAACUGAUCACGCCUACCGUACGUUGCUUGACCUACAAGAAGGCGCCUGACCUACCUUCCUUAUGGUAUCUCCGCUAUCUUUCUUCCUCCGUGUUACAAAUAUAUAAAACUAAUGCUUAUCAUAAAUAUUAUGUGCACGCUUGUUAUUUGUAUAUAAGGAAAUAUGUUAAUGUACUUACUAAUAAAUAAAUAAAGUAUUAUUUAUUGAA